AUGGCAGACCGGUACAGCACGUGGAUCCUGGCGGCCUACGUGGCCAUCUUCAUCACCGGCCUCCCGGCUAACCUCGUGGCUCUGCGGGCCUUUUUGAGGAGACUCCAACAGCCACACCCAGCCCCGGUGCACAUCUUGCUGCUCAGCCUCACGCUGGCCGACCUGCUGCUGCUGCUACUGCUGCCUUUCAAGAUGGCAGAGGCGGCGUGGGGCUUUGCGUGGCCGCUGCCCAGGGCGCUGUGCGCGCCCACGGCCUUCGCCCAGUACAGCAGCAUCUACUGCAGCACCGGGCUGCUGGCGGCCAUCAGCGUGGAGCGCUAUUUGGGGGUGGCCUUCCCGGUGAGGUACAAGCUGGCCCGGAGGCCGCUGCACGGCGUGCUGGCCGCCUUGCUGGCCUGCACGCUGGCCUGCGGCCAUUGCACCAUCGUCAUCGUCAUUGAGUACGUCAACGCCACGCAGCUGGCCACAGCUGGCCGCAGCUGCUACGGCGACUUCACGGCGGCCCAGCUGGCCGUGCUGCUGCCUGUGCGCCUGGAGCUGGGCCUCGUCCUCUUCCUGCUGCCGCUGGCCAUCACCGCCUUCUGCUACUGGCGCCUGGUGCGGCUGGUGUGGGGCCAGGCCCACGCGGGACCGCGGCGGCGCAGGGCCGCCGGGCUGGCCGUGGUCAGCCUGCUCAGCUUCCUGCUCUGCUUCGGGCCCUACAAUGUGUCCCACGCCGUGGGCUUCUACCUGCACACGAGCCCCCCGUGGCGCGUGGAUGCCCUGAUCUUCACGGCCCUCAAUGCCAGCCUCGACCCGCUGCUGUUCUACUUCUCUUCUUCCACGGUGCGCAGAACUUUCUGGAAAGGGGUGAAGGAGUGCCAUCGCCAGGGUGCCUCUCUGUGGGGCUGUAGAGCCAAGGAGAUGGGGGAGGCCGCCAGUGAGAGCCCAGGCCCGGGCCACGCUGAGGCCACUUUGGGCUCAGAGUCUUCCCCAGGCUAG
This is a messenger RNA of Dipodomys ordii (Ord's kangaroo rat), 981 nucleotides long. It is a transcript of the gene Ffar2, whose product is annotated as free fatty acid receptor 2. Bases 1 to 981 code for a protein of 326 amino acids. The transcript has a single exon. Gene Ontology annotation, biological process: G protein-coupled receptor signaling pathway; cellular response to fatty acid. NCBI's taxonomy places the organism in Eukaryota, Metazoa, Chordata, Mammalia, Rodentia, Heteromyidae. Gene Ontology annotation, cellular component: plasma membrane. Gene Ontology annotation, molecular function: G protein-coupled receptor activity. The record is from RefSeq and is a predicted model, not a curated record.